AUGAUCUUCCCUCUUACACAUCUUCUUGUGACUGCCCGUCUGGUUUCUGGAGCAUGCGAAUGCGGUUACUCGAUCAAAAAUCCCCAAGGCGAUAGCCCAAUAGUGUUCACUGAUCGGCUGGAGACCAAGUUCAGCCAGCUACACAACAUCUCUGAAGGGCACGAUUGGGUAGCUCAAAACUUUUCAGUAUCGGCAGCAGAUGGUAGGGGCAACUUCAGCAAAGCAUUCCUGCCCACCAAUGUCAACACUCGUGGAACAAAGUCUGGGGAUGAUUCUGGGCUUGAGCUACGUGUAAGAAGUGUAGUCAACAAAGACGAUGCGAUCCCGUCGAGCGAAGUCGAUACAGCGAGACUUGACCUUCACUGGGGGUCGUUCCGAGCAGGAAUGAAACUGACGGACGUCAAGGGCACCUGUGCCGCUUUCUUCUGGUAUUUUAACGAUACCCAGGAGAUCGAUAUCGAGUUCCUUUCUCAAGAGUUUGAUCACGAUAAUGGUAUAUACCCUAUCAAUCUGGUUGUUCAGUCCAAGAAAUCCUUGGAGGCUGGCUAUGAUGCCAGCAAAACUGGCAGUUUCAAACGAGUCAGGCUAGAUUUCGACCCGACAGACGCUUUUCACGAGUAUCGCUUUGACUAUCUUCCAGGACAGGUCCUAUUCUACGCUGACGGCAAACUACUCGCCCGCAUGAAAGGAGGCGACAUGCCUUCUUCUGGAGGCCAUUUGAUUCUUCAGCAUUGGAGUAACGGCAAUCCGUUAUGGUCAGGGGGGCCUCCAAAAGAGGAUGCCACAGUCACUGUCAGUUUUGUCAAAGCUUACUUCAACUCAUCAAACAGUGAGCGCCAGUCGCAACUGGUGCAACAAUGUCACAAAUCAUCAGAGGAAACUUCAGGGUGUGCGAUAUAUGAUUCGGAUAAUGAUGAAAUCGAUAAUGCAGCUGCUAGCACAAGGAGAGUCGCGCAAGAAAACUUUGUCUGCGUCUUGGUUGUUGGCCUGAUAAUGCCCUUUCUGCAGUUGAGCCAUAUUUUCUUAGUGGUGUGA
Molecule: messenger RNA, 1035 nt
Organism: Fusarium odoratissimum NRRL 54006
Lineage: Eukaryota; Fungi; Ascomycota; Sordariomycetes; Hypocreales; Nectriaceae
Exons: 2
Coding region: 1-1035 (344 amino acids)
Biological process (GO): carbohydrate metabolic process
Molecular function (GO): hydrolase activity, hydrolyzing O-glycosyl compounds
Source: RefSeq, a predicted model, not a curated record